Molecule: messenger RNA, 1552 nt
Organism: Tigriopus californicus
Lineage: Eukaryota; Metazoa; Arthropoda; Copepoda; Harpacticoida; Harpacticidae
Product: paladin-like
Exons: 9
Coding region: 141-1481 (446 amino acids)
Source: RefSeq, a predicted model, not a curated record
AAGGGCAAUUCGGACACUAGCAAUUUUGAAACACUGCUUAUUCAAGGACCGUUGUUGAGAUUCAAGAUCAUUUGAGUGAAGUGAAACAGGAGUGCUUUUAGGUACAAUAGAAUAGUGCAAUAGCUGGAACACGUCUAAAUAUGGCUGCCACUUCCACGGAUGCAAUUAUGCUGGAAUUGGAAAAGGAAGGGAUACCAUGGAUCAAGUCGGAAAUCUACGAAAAGCGAAAAGCAAGGGAACAAAAAGAGCGCGAGAAGAACAAUCCCAUGAAGUUGUGCGUUUUAAAGUUUGAUCACUUUGAGAAUAUCCACAGGUUACCAAAAGAGAUUCCAAUUCUAGAAGGAGCGCCCAAUUUUCGACAAGUCCCGGGUUAUCUUGUGUUUGGUACUGGACAACCAACCAAAGAAGGUUUCAAAGUGGCCUUGCAACAUAUCUUUGAUGACACAAAUGCCAAAAAGGUUCUGUGGACAAGCAUGCGACAAGAACCUGUGGUAUACAUGAAUGGCCAAUCAUUCACUCCUCGACUUUUAGAAAGGAUGAAUGAAAAUAUGGAGUUUCCAGAUGCCACUCCAGAAUACAUUGAAUGGCUUCAAGAUGUGUUUGUCAAUGUUAUUCAGCUUCAGAUUGAAACCUCUAAAACUGAUAGGAAGGUACCUAAGCAAGAUAUGGGCAAGCAUGUCAGCUUCCAAACGGAUAAAAUGGUGAGUUUUUUCCGAGAUACUUACGCGGAACAUCCGGAAGAUCGAGAAAAUAUUGAAUAUAGAGUCAAUUUGGAAUCAAAUGAUGCUCUUGUGACCUUAAGCGGAAUGUACGAGCAAUUGCGGGAACAUGGGUUUAACUUGGAAUACGCCAGGCUUCCAAUUGUGGAUGAAAAAGCCCCUAGAGAAGCCGAUUUCGACACGAUCUUAAACACCUUAAAGGCCGAACCCGUUGACACAGCAUGCGUGUUCAAUUGUCAAAUGGGCAAAGGCCGAACCACCACAGGAAUGGUCCUCGCUUGUCUCUUCAAGGACGUCCUUUUCGGGGACGCAACGAAAACUUAUCCUAAAGACGAGGUUGUGGAUCCGAAGAAAUUUGAGGACAAGGACGAUUAUACCAAUGAGGUUGCUCGAAGAGGUCAAUUCAUGGUUUUGGAAAAGAUCUACAAGUACAUUCCAGAGGUGAAAGAUGCCAAGGCUCAUUUAGACCACAUCAUUGACUUAUGUGGAGUUCCUCCCCAAGGCACUGGGCUCCAAAACCUAAGAGAAUGUAUCAUUUGGACCAAGCAGAAAUACGUGUUCGAACCCAAAAUCAAAAAGGCCUUUUGGAAACAGAUGAGCGUCAACUUUAUCGAGAGAUAUUGCUAUUUGAUCAUGUUCACCACUUACGUCAAAAGCGAAGCUCCCCGAGGUUUCCCGUGGACGUUUGUUCAAUGGAUGGAUCAACGAGCCGAAAUCCGAGAGAUCAUCAAUCAGGGAAAGAAGAAUUUUGAUUGGACAUAAAUCAUCAAUCAUAUUUCCUCGUAUGAAUUUCUUAACAAUGUAUUCCUGGAACAACACGUGUUCUCUAUGAA